Mytilus trossulus (common blue mussel) is the source of this 1878-nucleotide messenger RNA. RefSeq lists its product as uncharacterized. The transcript is spliced from 11 exons. NCBI's taxonomy places the organism in Eukaryota, Metazoa, Mollusca, Bivalvia, Mytilida, Mytilidae. The coding region runs from base 167 to 1219 and encodes 350 amino acids. The record is from RefSeq and is a predicted model, not a curated record.
AUCGUUUCUUCACCGACGAACUAUCUUUUCAUCGGCUCCUGUUUCAUUAAUUCCACUGAAAGUCAUGAUUUUUGGACAUUCCUAUGUCACUUCUUCAAGAGUGGCAUUUCAUUUUUGAUCUCAUCAAAGAUAUCUUUUUUUUACAACAUGAUACCAAAACUAAAGAAUGAUGAGGGAAAGAAUAAAGGAUAUUGUGUGUGUUUAUAUUUUUGUGAGUUUUUGUAUUAACCAAUGUUUAUGUAUCAGCAUAGCACUUAAACAACAACAGGGUUGUCAGAAAGACCAAGUGGAAAGAAUUUACAGAGGAAGAAAUUUCUGUUGUUAUCCUCUUAAAUGUAAACCAGGUCAAAAGUUUGACUUCUGUAGAACAAAUAACGGACACGACACUUGUCAGAACUGUCCUGAUGGGUUCAGCCAUAAGGAUUUGAUUGAUACUGCAAAAUGGGAUUUUAUAAUAGAUCCAUGUGCACCUGUAGAGGAUUGUUCUGAUUAUUCUGAUUUAAUCAAAGAAAAUGAAGAGUGUGUUUGUGACAGAACAAGAGGUUAUUAUGGAAGAGACAGACAUAAUUGUGCUGCUGACCUUAUUUGCAAGAAAGCAGGAUUUGAAAUGGAUCAAGAUGGAGUAUGUCUAAUGUGUGGAGAGGAACAUUUCAAGAAUAAAGAGGAUUACAGCUUAUGUAUAAUGAAGACCAGGUGCACAAGGGGCCAAGAAGUUGACUUCAAAGGUUCUCACACGGCAGAUAGAACAUGCAGAAGGAGAAUAGUGCAAAAACCAGCAAUUCCAGCCCCAGUAAAACCUACCAUCAAAGAAGCCAACAUAACAAAGUUUGAUGUGGAUAGAAGUAGAAGCAUGGAAGAAAAAAAUACAACUGUUGUUGUUCCAGAUUUGGAUACGCCAACUAAUGAGAUCUCUAAACAUAGUAACCCUGGACAUUCAACUUUAUUUGUGGCAAUGGUAAUCCUUCUCUCUCUUCUUAUUGGAAUUAUAGUAUCUGUCUGCUUCAUUAAAAAAGGUCAGCAAUGGAAUGAUUUGUCAUGUAGUCUAAAUUGCUGUUCCCAGAAUUCAGUUAAUCACAACAAUGUUUAUAAUAAAAAAGAUAUCAAUAAUUAUAUUAAUGAUGCCAAUAAUGUUGUGGUUGGAGAUUAUGGGAAAAUAGUAGCAGACGAAGAUUCAAAUCCUGGUGAAGAUACACCUAUGAAGGAAGUAGAGCUUGACUGAAUUUAUAUAUUUUUUAGAAUUCUGUAAACCAACUUAUUUUUACAGUUACAUUAUUUUGCCUUUACCCGAUCUUAAGUCCACAAAGAUCGAAGUUUAACAUUUUCACAUAUUUUUUUUUUACUCUUGAAAUUAAUUUGGUUUACAGUAUACUGAACCUUCCGAUAAUAUGCAUCCUGUAUCAAUAUGUGUUCGUUACAUAUGACAUGACUCUGUGCUUAUACAUCCCAUCAUUGUAUUCUUGUCUUUUCAUUUUUACUAGUAUGCUUUGUCUAUGUUCCUUUUUGUGUUACUUUGUUACAUAUUUUAUGUAUUAAGUUUACUUAAAUCUUUGUUAUUUUCCAAAUUUUUUAAAAUGUGUGUUUAUACUUGAUUUGUAGUCAACAUCAAGUGCAAAUUCACAAUUUUAUUAUUCUUUAUAAGUUUUAUAUAUACACAAUAUUAUACCAUUACAUUUUUGAUGUAUUAUCAUUUGUGCUGAAUCACAAUUUGUAUGUACCGGUACAUGAAUAGAAUGAGUUGAGUGUGUAUGUUGUGAAUAUACAAUUUAUGCAUAAUGAUCACAGACUUAGAAAUAAAACAAUGAAUGAAUUUAAGAUAUAUUUUGCUUUAUAUUCAUAUAAAAAUUUCUGAAAUGUGACAACUUCAUUGUAGUUUAUUUU